GAGGGCGAACGCGGUCUCGUACCUCCGACGAGUUCCUACCACCUCUGAGUCUUUCGGUUUGGGAGAUGGAGAUGUAGAGAGAGAGAGAGAGAGAGAGAAAGAGGUGGAGGGGGAGGAGGGAAAAAGAGAGAGAGAGAAAACGAACCGUCCCUAUAACUUAACUGUUCAGUACCUCAGCCUUGCCAGUAUCUUUACCCACACAUAAUCGUCUUGAACCUUUUUCUAACACCUCCGCGACGUCGCUUCUCCAACUGACAUCAGUUGAAUACUGACUGCAUUGAUCGUGAUACGGUGUAGGGGUUUUUGUUUCGGAUGCCGGAAGCUCGGCGGAUGAAAAUAACGAUAACGUAAUCGUCGAAACUGGUGCGUGUGAAAAGCUGUGUGCGGUUUCAACUGCUCCUCCGAAAGCUCGAGGAAGCUCCUGCAGGAUUGAAACUCGGGGUUUCAUAAGGGGGUCUCGACGCGGAAAAUGCUUCUCGACAUCGCCCUCUCGGCACUCGCCCUGGUCGUUGCAUGUUGGAUACUCUUCGAGCCGAUAUUAAGGGCUGGCAGAACAUUUUGGGGUGCGGCGAGGCUGAUUUUUGAUUCGAACACCGUCGACUUGAAGGCGAGGUAUGGAGAAUGGGCAGUUGUGACGGGUUCGACUGACGGAAUCGGCAAGGCCUACGCCAAGGAGCUGGCUGUCAGGGGAAUGAGCCUGGUUCUGAUAAGCAGAAAUUUCGACAGGCUUGAGAACACAAGGAAGGAAAUACUCGCGACAAAUCCGAACGUCGAAGUCAAAGUCAUAGUAGCAGAUUUCAGCAAGGGAAAGGAUAUCUACGAAAAAAUAUCGAUUCAACUUCAAGAUUUGCCCGUAGCUAUUCUAGUCAACAAUGUCGGCAAGCAGUACGAGUACCCGAUGUACCUGGGCGAGGUACCGGAAACGGAAUUAUGGGACAUAAUAAACGUGAACGUGGGGGCGACGACGCUGAUGACCAGGAUGCUGAUCGGAGCGAUGGAGAAGCGUGGCCGAGGAGCGAUCGUCAACGUUUCGUCGGGUUCGGAACUGCAGCCGUUGCCUUUGAUGACGGUUUACGCGGCGACUAAAAUCUACGUUAAAAGUUUCUCGGAGGCGUUAAGAGCCGAGUAUUCGAGGUCCGGGAUAACGGUCCAGCAUCUCGUGCCCUUCUUCAUAAACACGAAGAUGAACGCGUUCAGCGCCAAGCUGCAGGUGUCGAGUGUGAUGGUACCGGACGCUACGACCUACGCUAGAAACGCCGUCGCGACGCUUGGAAAACUCGACUCUAGCACCGGAUAUUGGGCCCACGGAAUUCAGCAAUUUUUCACAGUCAUUCCACCGGUCUGGGUCAGAACGAAGAUCGGCCAGUUGAUAAAUCAGACGUUCAGGGAAGAUUAUUUCAAAGGGAAAACCGUGUCCUGAAUACACUCUAGUCGAAUCAAAGAAAUCACGACGUAUAUACGCAGUGCCUUAUAAAUAUAUAAAUAUCCUUAAGUCUUUCACUAUAUGCAUUUGUAAAUACCGAGUUUAAUUCCGACACUUUGUCAUCGCGUCGUUUAUAACGUGAUUAUGACAGCUAUUUCAAUAAUUAAUUUUUAUAUCAAUAAAUCGACGUUAGUUGUUUUACACGAGAAUAAACAAUUUUGACCUUUUUUAAUUGAUUCCGAGAUAUGUUUUUUCGUAUACAUUGUUUUUGCCUUAUGAUUUGCGAUGAGAAAUUUAGACGAGACAUGAAAAGAAAUGACAAUAUUUAUAAUUACCAACGUUUUUUUCAACCUCGUCAUUUUGACAUGUUAUCGUUAUAUUUGACUAUAUAUAUAUAUAUAUUUUCUUUCACCACCUAGUUUUUUUCUUUCCUCUAUUUCUCCAAUUCUCUGUAUAUAUCAAUAUAUAUAUAUAUAUACAUACAACAUGCGUAGAUGUGUAAUUAUUUCAUCACUGUGAAGAAUUGACAGAUGAAAAUGAGGAUAAGAAAUAACGGAUAGAAAGAAAACUGCCAAUUUCCGUAAAGAAUACAUAUUUAUAAUUAAUUUUUCAUCAUUCAGGCUUCAAAUAUUACAUACAAGCUGAUACACGUAAACACACAACACACGUAAAAUAAGACAAGAACUCUCAUCGUACGUGUAUAGCUGCUCUGAAUCUAUCGCGUAAGAAUAGUUUGAAAAGUGCGUUGAAGUAGUUUCAGUAAUAAGAUAAGUCAUGACAAUGAAUUACUUCAACCAUUAUGAUUUGUCUGUAAUAUUAUUUCUAUUAUUAUCGAUGGUAUUUGAAGAAAAUGGAUGUUUUCGUACGUUUUCACGAAAUGAAAUUUACUUUAACACGUUUAUCGAUUGACUGAAUAGUUUAGAAUAUACGGAAAUUGCUUCAUUCGCAUCGGAAAUAAAUAAAAAAUGAAGCAUUAAACUCGAAUUGCACUCUAUUUUCAAACUAUACACCUCAAUUUUUAACUACAUAUCGGCUAGUUUUGUACAAUACAUAAUAUAAUAUCGACUAUACGCUUCGUUUCGCACACGGUGAUAUAUUUCACGCUUCAUCUCCUGUAUGGAUAAAUUUUCUCGGUGGUCGAACUAUUCGAUGAAUUGCGAUAAGGUAUGAAACAUUGAAUGAUUACGAA
Neodiprion fabricii is the source of this 2612-nucleotide messenger RNA. Its product is annotated as inactive hydroxysteroid dehydrogenase-like protein 1. Bases 470 to 1420 code for a protein of 316 amino acids. Gene Ontology annotation, cellular component: endoplasmic reticulum. The transcript is spliced from 5 exons. Lineage: Eukaryota; Metazoa; Arthropoda; Insecta; Hymenoptera; Diprionidae. The record is from RefSeq and is a predicted model, not a curated record. Gene Ontology annotation, molecular function: oxidoreductase activity.